Aureobasidium subglaciale EXF-2481 is the source of this 937-nucleotide messenger RNA. RefSeq lists its product as uncharacterized. Bases 370 to 690 code for a protein of 106 amino acids. The record is from RefSeq and is a predicted model, not a curated record. Lineage: Eukaryota; Fungi; Ascomycota; Dothideomycetes; Dothideales; Saccotheciaceae. The transcript has a single exon.
UCCUUGUAGAGCAGUGCCGCUUCACAGACCUCUGCGUCUUGAGUACUAAGGAGGCAUGAAUCCUUGCCCAAAGCCUAUGGUCGAAGCCACCUUGAGCCUCUUGUCUCCCCCUGAAUGCGCUGCGCACGUACUCGCGCAAGUUUGUUUGUUGUUGUGGUGCUUGGAGGACAGAAUUGCUCCAUUGGCCUUGUAUGCUGAGCACGGGAAACCUUGUCGAAAGCCUUUGGCCGAAGCCAUACUGUCCAUCUUGUCCUGCUUGUGCCCCUUGAAAACGCUGCGCACGUACUCGCGCGAACAUUGUAUCGCAUCGCAGUGCUUGGAGAGCAAGGUCGCUUCACGAGCCUCUGCGCUUUGUUGGCGUUGAAGAGGAUGCUCAAGAGUUGCGCCUCUGGAUGUUUUUGCAGCCUUGCUCUUCUUGUUCUUGUCGGCGGGGACUACAAGUGGGUGCUUCGUAUCAACUUAAUCGGUAGUCUGAUCCUGAGAAGUAGAAACAGCAGGAACACGGAACGGCUGCAGGUGUUGAUAGCCGGGAGGAGCAGAAAUGUGCUCCUGGCUAUAUUCGUAGUAACCAGGUUCGUGGUAUUCGAGUGUGCCGUGACCGCCGUAACCAUUGUCAUCGGAGAAAACCAUGCCAGCAUGGUCGCCAGUACCCAUCUCGAUGUCGAGAAGAUCAAACUCGGUUGCGUCUAGGCCCUCCGUGUUGCCUGAGAGGACGAAGCGAGAGUUUCCGAUAAAGCGAGAAUCUCCUAACGGAGGACCCAGUCGUCGUCUGAGCAUUUGUGCUGCCACUGGGAAAUGGGUUGCGCAAGAUGCUUGGACGACGAGCGACGAAAGGCGACACUCAUACCGACUAAGUAGCGGUGGUGAGGGCAAGGUGGCUUUAUGAGGUUGGCAAUACCGCCACCGAGGUCGCCCUCGCGACAGCGGCUUGCUGGAA